Molecule: messenger RNA, 1878 nt
Organism: Cololabis saira (Pacific saury)
Lineage: Eukaryota; Metazoa; Chordata; Actinopteri; Beloniformes; Belonidae
Product: acyl-CoA Delta-4 desaturase-like
Exons: 13
Coding region: 198-1520 (440 amino acids)
Biological process (GO): lipid metabolic process
Cellular component (GO): membrane
Molecular function (GO): oxidoreductase activity, acting on paired donors, with oxidation of a pair of donors resulting in the reduction of molecular oxygen to two molecules of water
Source: RefSeq, a predicted model, not a curated record
GGAGGAGGGAGAGCAGGAGGGGGCAGCCCGUCGGGAAAGCACCAGGAAAAAGCUUUGCUCUCGUGACUUUUAUAAAAAGGGGGUCUGUGCAGACCGGGAUCCACCGCGAACCCGUCUGCUGUGGCUGGCGGAGGAGAGAAGGCUGCUGAAAACCUGGAUGCUACUCCUCUGACUGUGCAGGCGCAUUUCCAGCAGUGAUGGGGGGCGGAGGUCAGCAGACGGACCCGGCCAGGGAAGCAGGUGUCUACACCUGGGAGGAGGUGCAGAAGCACCGCAGCAGGAACGAUCAGUGGCUGGUCAUCGAUCGAAAGGUGUACAACGUCACCCAGUGGGCCAAAAGGCACCCGGGAGGGUUUCGGGUCCUCGGCCACUAUGCUGGGGAGGAUGCCACGGAGCCAUUUGCUGCUUUCCAUCCUGAUCAGAAGUUGGUGCAAAAGUAUUUGAAGCCUCUGCUACUUGGAGAGUUGGCUGCGACGGAGCCCAGUCAGGACAGCAACAAGAAUUCGGCGAUCGUACAGGAUUUUGAUGCUUUAAGAGAGCAGGCAGUGGAGGAGGGUUUGUUUCAAGCUACGCCGUUGUUCUUCUGCCUCCAUCUGGGCCACAUCCUGCUGCUGGAGGCCCUCGCGUGGCUCACUGUCUGGAUGUGGGGGACCAGCUUGGUACCGACAUUACUGUGCACGGUGAUGCUGACAACAGCUCAGGCGCAGGCCGGCUGGCUGCAGCAUGACUUCGGUCACCUUUCUGUCUUCAAGAAGUCGAAGUGGAACCAUCUGGUUCACAAGUUUGUGAUUGGGCAUUUAAAGGGGGCCUCAGGAAACUGGUGGAAUCAUCGGCACUUCCAGCAUCACGCCAAACCUAACAUCUACAGCAAGGACCCAGACAUCAACAUGAUGGAGCUGUUUGUACUUGGAGCCAUUCAGCCGGUGGAGUAUGGAACGAAGAAGAUCAAGCACAUGCCGUAUAACCACCAGCACCGCUACUUCUUUCUCGUGGGACCGCCGCUGCUCAUUCCAGUCUUCUACAACUUCAAUAUCUUUAAGACCAUGAUCAUGCGUCGCGACUGGGUGGACCUGGCUUGGUGGGUGACGUUUUACGUGCGCUUCUUCUCCACUUACGUACCGCUGUACGGCCUACUGGGUACACUGGCACUCACAACGAUUGUCAGGUUUUUGGAGAGUCACUGGUUCGUGUGGGUGACCCAGAUGAGCCAUCUGCCGAUGGAGAUGGAUCACGAGAACCACCAGGACUGGCUGAGCACGCAGUUACACGCCACCUGUAAUAUUGAGACGUCCUUCUUCAACGACUGGUUCAGUGGACACCUCAACUUUCAAAUCGAACACCAUUUGUUUCCCAGGAUGCCACGCCACAACUACCACCUGGUGGCACCAAAGGUCCGUGCGCUGUGCGAGAAGCAUGGGAUCCCUUACCAGAUGAAAGGCUUGUGGCGAGGCAUGGCUGAUGUUGUCAGCUCUCUGAAAACCUCAGGAGAUCUCUGGCUGGAUUCAUAUCUCCAUAAAUGAUCGAAGGUUUCCCCUCUCUCGGAUCACAGACUGCCUGUUCUAGCUUUUAAAAGACAGUUGAUCACAUGGGAUUUUUCUAAAGUGAACAGAUUAGACUUUAUUCUUUGUGCACAUAGGAUUUUUGAUUAUGGUGAUCAACCUUAGAGGUAUGUUUUAGGUAAAACUAUGAAAACUGGCAGUAGACAAUUUAAAAGGAGGUGAUAGUUCGAACAGAAAGACACGAUAGCAGCUAAACUGACGAUUCAGUGUAACCGAUGCUUACAAGGCCCAUUUAAAUUUCUUCUGUCUAAUCUGUAACAUAUUUUACUGUAACCCCUGUUUUCUCUUUCUAUACGCAAUAAACACGUGUUGUUGACUA